AUUAUAAGUUACAUGAUUGUUAUUAAUAUGUAUAUUGCAAUUAUUUUGGAAAAUUUUAACCAAGCACACCAAGAAGAAGAAAUUGGAAUUGUUGAAGAUGAUUUAGAAAUGUUCUACAUAAGAUGGUCAAAAUUUGAUCCCCAUGCCACACAAUUCAUUCGGUUUAGCCAGCUCUCAGAAUUUAUAGCCAGUUUGGAUCCGCCGCUUGGAAUACCCAAACCUAAUACAGUUGCUUUAGUUAGUUUCAACCUUCCUAUUGCUCGAGGAAAUAAGAUUCAUUGUUUAGAUAUUCUUCAUGCUUUGGUCAAACAUGUACUAGGCCAUGUUGAAGAGACAGAGGAAUUUAAAAAAUUACAAGAUCAAAUGGAUAUAAAAUUUAAAAAACAAUUUCCAACCCGGAAAGAAUUGGAAAUCGUAUCAUCCACUCGAAUGUGGAAGCGACAAGAUCGUGCAGCUAGAGUCAUUCAAAGAGCUUAUAGGAAUUACAGGAUUGAGAAAAAAAAUGCAUCUUUGCAAGAUGGGGAAGAUGGAACUACACAAACAUCAUCACCAGGUGGAUGGCAGGGAAGACUUUCAGCCUUUUUACAUGUUCAUCGUGGUUCAAGAGCUUCAUCAAGGAAGUCAUCCCGUGCUAGUGAUGCGAGUGACCUUUCAGAUCUUGGAACCACAUGGCUUAACCUGCCAUUACUACUGCUGUCUGGAACCCAACCCAAUGGAAAUGAGGAAGCAAUGUCUAGAAGUGACAUGGGAGCUGUUCCAAAUGAAUGUUCUUCUGAAAUCCCAAAAUUACAAUGUUCACUAGACCUUCCUGAGAAUGGUGUUUGUAUUACCGUUACAGAACCAUCACCAGACAGUGGUCAACCACUUGCUGCUCAAAACAGGCGAGCAGCAUUUCGAAGAAGCAGUGAACUACCAAGAGUUGUUCAAGCUCUUGUUCAUCGGGAAUCAGAGGAGUAUGAUGUAGAUAGCUGA
Nezara viridula (southern green stink bug) is the source of this 972-nucleotide messenger RNA. The record is from the annotation of a GenBank genome assembly. NCBI's taxonomy places the organism in Eukaryota, Metazoa, Arthropoda, Insecta, Hemiptera, Pentatomidae.